Amoebophrya sp. A120 is the source of this 5587-nucleotide messenger RNA. Lineage: Eukaryota; Dinophyceae; Syndiniales; Amoebophryaceae. The record is from the annotation of a GenBank genome assembly.
AGACCCCCUUCUUAGUUACUUUUCUAUUUGGAAAAGCGAAAAGCUUGGGCCAAUACAUCGAUCAAAACCUUUCCGCAUAAUUAACCCUAAGUACUGCGAGGACGAGUACAUCGCUUACAUUCAAUUAUACUGAGCGAAAUUGAUUGAAACACCAAAAUCGCAUCGCCAUCAUGUUCGGGCCAUCCUCGUCCAAGUCGCACCUGUUGACCACAGGGUCAGAGACCGGACAAGGCCCGUCCUUCAUUGACGAAGGAGCGGACGCGUCAGCCAGUCUCUCGACGUCCUUGAACCCCCACGCCUUCGUGCUGCAGCACUUUGCGCAGGCGACCGGGAGAGCAGAUCAAGAUCAUGUUCUUGUUGACCCUACCAAUACAACAGGAGGUGUUCAUCAAGGAACCUCGACUUCUGCCACGGCAACAACUACUUCUCUGCCCUCCCUCGCCUCGCGCAAUCUGCUGCGUCGACAAGUCUAUGCGGCGCUGGACGACUGCACGGCCCAGCAGCAGCGGGACAUAUACGAGGCAAACCGAGCGGAAGAUGUUGCAGCUUUAUCCUCUACUAACGAUGAUCCUGCUCCGCAGCCGAAAGACGAGGCCGAGAGAAGCCAGAUGCAGGCACAGUGGUUCCAGAAACAGUUGCAAUGCGAGUCGUAUGCGGGCGGUAAUAAAGGUAGAAUGUCCACGUCCACGACGAGCUAUGACCUGGAGAGAAGAACGUGGCUUCAAACACUUGUUUUCAUGUUCCUACGAUUCUAUGACUUUAUCCGGUUCUUCUUUGUCUUCUUUCCCGCGCUGGCCGUCGGGAUGGUGCCGGCGGCUCUGGUGGGAAUUUCUUGCCGCGUUUUGGUCAACCCUGUUUUGCGUCACGUGUUUAAAAUUUCCGAGCACGACAUGCCGAACGUGAAAUUUCUCGCACCGCUGCUGGGCGAGGCGCUGGCUUCCGCGAUCGGCUGCGAGGCCGUUGUGGAGGGUUUAGAGCACCUGGCAGAGGUCAGAGGGCCGGUAUCGGGUGGACAGAACAAACCACCGUCCUUCAUCGGAGCAACGUUGCAGUCCUCGCCUGGGCCAGAAACAGAAUACAGUCACGUACUCGACACUACUUGCUCUCUACUUUGUUUCUGUAUCGGUCGUCCGGACACGACAUUUUGCUAGUACUCGGAACGAGUACUAGCAGAACCAGAAUGUGUAUGUGAUUGAAGAUUUCUUUUUCUUUCACAACGGUUUAUGUUGGAAAAAAAAAAAUCUCAAGGAAAUUCUACCGACGGCCUGAGGAGAUUCUCCCUCAAGGAGAUUCCCCCCCAUAAAAUUCGAAUUGUGAGCUGGCGUUGAGCUUCAUGCUCAUAGCAAGCAUAGAAAGAUAUAGUGGACAAGACGAGCGCUGGCGCUCGUGCAAGAUGAAGGGACGAGCGUGGGCCAGAGUACGUGCGCGCCGACCGUUGCCACCAAGAGCCCCCGGCCCGCCUGUGCACCGGGGGCGGAAUACUUGUUGGCCCUGCCCUUCGCCCGCCUGCCCCGCCCGCGUGGCGACAGCCUUGCUGCAGCAUCAGCGCCAGCCUUGCUGCAGCGCUCCGUCCUUACAUACAAAACGCGCGCAGCAGCUUUCCUCCUGAUUGGCUCCCGGCGGCGCGGUGGCAGCAUUUCUUUUUUUCGGUGUUUUUCGUCUUUGAAACUGGACAGAGCAGGACAGCUUCUGCUUUUGCGCGCGCACUCUCUCGCCAGUGGUUAGCAAUAAAAAUGCAAAAAAAAUUUCGCGUUGCGCGCGUGCCCCUACCUGUGGGCCCCUUUGUAGCCGGUGCGGUUGUGUGGCUUGCACGGCCGACAGCAAGAGCCGGCUAGCUUUUUAUGCUCGCACGCAUUCCCGGGCCUUGCAGAGCAACGACCUUGCUCCGCACACGAGCAGCGCGCGCUGCGUCCUCCCUUUCUUUGCGCCGACGGCGCUGCGCUUCAAAUUUCUGCACCGUCGCAGCGGCUUUUUUUAUUUCGGGCGCGUGCCGCGCCCGCUCUGCCCGUCGUUGCUUCGCGCCGACGGCCUCGCGCCUUCGUUCGCGGACCUUCAAAAUUGCCUCCGCGCGCGCGCAGCACGUGCUCCGCUCCUCGUUGUUUCGCGCUGACGGCUUUGCGCUUUUUUUUCACGAGCGCACGGCAAAAAUUUUUGUCGCGCGCGUGCCACACGCGUUCCACCCUUCGUUCCGCCGCAUCGAUGCCCUUGCGCUUUCUUUCAUGGGCGGCCGGCCGACAAAAAAAAAUUUCUUACGCGCGCGCUGCGCGCGCUCCACCUUUCGUUGCUUCGCGCCAGCGCCCUUGUAGUUUGUUGCCUGCGCGGGUGCCAGACAAAAAUUUUUUGCGCGCGCGCCCAACCUUUCUCUGCUUCGCGCCCGCCAGCUCCCCUGCAGCUUCUUGCACGGGGGCCCGAAAAAUUUUUUUUUCGCGCGCGCGGUGCGCGCGCCCCAUCCUUUGUUGCUUCGCGCCAGCGCCCUUGCAGUUUCUUACACGGGUGGCCGACAAAAAUUUUUCUCGCGCGCGCCAGCGAACUUGCACUUUCUUGCACGGGUGGCCGACAGAAAAACUUUUCGGGCGGGCGCAGCGCGCGCUGCAUCCUUCGCUGUGUCGCGCUACCGCCCGCGCAGUUUCUGUCUCGCACGGAUAACCGACGAAAAAUUUUCUCGCGCGCGCUGCGCGCGCGUCAUCCUUCACUGUUUCGCGCCAACGGCCUGGCGGUUCGUUUCUAUCUUGCGCGGGCGACCAAAAAAAUUUUUCUUUCCCGCGCGCGCUGCGCGCGCCCCUCCCUUCGCUGCUUCGCGCCAACGCCCUGGUGGGUUCGUAUCUUGGACGGGCGACCAAAAAAAUUUUCUUCCUCGCGCGCGCUGCGCGCGCGCCAUCCUUUAUUGCCUCGGCUCGCGCCAACGCGCUGGACGAGGCUUCUACUAUGCACGGGGGGCCGGCGAAUGCGAAAAUUUCUUCUCGUGCGCGCGCUGCGCGCGCUGCAACCUGCACUGCCUCGCGCCAACGCCCUGGCGGCUUCUACUUUGCACGGCCCGGUGGCCGGCGAAAAUUUUCUCUCGCGCGCGCGCUGCGCGCGCUCCAACCUGCAUUGUCUCGCGCCAACGUCCUCGCCGUUUCAUUCUUGCGCGGGUGGCUGACAAAAAGUUUGCUCGCGCGCGCGGCGCGCACUGCUCCAUCCUUCGCACCUUCGCGCCGGCGCCUCGGCAGUUUCUAUCUCGCACGGGCGACCGACAAUUUUUUUUUUGGGGCGCGCCUGCACUUGCGCUAUCCGCGGCUUCGCUGCUUCGGCCUCGCGCCUUUCUAAUUUCUUGCACGGGUGGCCGACACAAUUUUUUUUUCGCGCGCGUGCCGCGAUCGUGCUCUUCUUCUUCGUUGCCCUACGCCGAAGGCCAUACGUGUCUGUUCGCUCGCGGCUGGCCGGCGAAAAUCUCUUUCAUUCACGGGCGCGCGAUUUGGUUUCUUUGGUGUGGGCAUUGAUUUGGCGUGGUGUACUCGGGCUACCCCGGGUCGUGGGUCCACGGGCUUGAUGUUGCCGAGUCACUAUUUCGGUGGGGCGCCGGCCGCCGCAAGUUGCAGGGCCUGUUGUUCCGGUCGUUAGGAAGGGCCCGCCUUGGCGGGCGGGUGCCCUUGAAAUCGCGCCAGAUGAACAGCCCGGGGCUCGUUGCCCUUGCAAUCUCGCUGAAGUUGCUGAGGGGUGGCCUCCUUUUCAAAUUGCACCCACGCAAGCAUGCAGCGCCUGAGCGGCUGCCGGGCGCCUGGCCCUUGGCUUGGGGUUGAGCUCUUGUUGCGCGACUUGCCUCGCGCGCUUUGUGUUUCGUUUGAGGUCGAUUCUAGGUGGUCGUGGGGGUGGUUUGCCUUUGAGGUCGCUCCAGAGCGGGUGCGGGGUGAUCUGCCUCUGAUGCGCUCUGGUGCGAACGGCUGAGAGGCGACUUGCCGUUAAAGCGGUCGAGGGACGACUUGCUUUUUGUUGCGGCUUCGCAGCGGCCACAUCGGGCAGAAUGGGCGUGAAAUUGCGGCCGUUCUUCGGGCUUUAUAGGGCAGUGCACGUGUGAGAUUGCAUGGGGCAAAGCGCCCUCUAGCGCGGCGCCAUAGUCGGCAGGGCGCCCGGGAAAGGCUUCGUAGGGCCUUGCGCCCUUGAGCUUGCGUCUGCGUCGGGCCGCAUAGGGCAGUGCGCCCGCCCUUGAAGAUGCGGCUUGGGCCGCAGAGGGCGCCUCGCCCCUGGAAUUGCACUGCGCCCGGGCGCCCAACCCCAAGGGCGAUAAGUCCCGCUUUUGUGGUUUUCUGGCGGGCUAUGAGAAUCUCCUUGGGAGAAGGGGAGCGAGAGAGCGGGGGGAGGUGAAGGAAAAAGAAGCACAUGAAGGAAAAAGAAGCACAUGAAGGAAAAAGAAGCACAUGAAGGAAAAAGAAGCACAUGAAGGAAAAAAAAAAAAGAAAGAAGGAAAAAGAAAAGAAAAAGGAAGAGGAGGGGGAGGAGGGGAGGAGAUUCUCCUGGGGGUCCAGGAGAAUCUCCUUGGGCCAAGGAGAUUCUCCGAGAUUUUCCUUGAAGUCGCCCAUGUGAAUUUCACUAUGGGUCGUGUACCUGUACGCGCAUGUGGAUUGGUCUUGCACAUACUUACUUAUACGUGCCCAGGCUCCUGUCACGUUGACUUUGCUGGUGAAGAUAGCAAGCAAUUUUCCCCGGAACAAUGGAAUUCGCCGUCUACCACUACCACGACCGCCAAGCAGUACAUCGCCAUGUUCUCGCACGCCUCUGGAGUGGACCCCUUCGUCGUGAUGCAAGUGCUGGCGCCACACUGCGUGUUUCUGUGGACCUUCAAGGCGGAGCUGAUGUUCCUCCCUGGCCCGUUUUUCAUGGCGUACGGCGUCAGCUGCGAGGCCGGCGUGAUGAAUCGGGGCAAUCGUGCGCAGGCGAUCAAGACCUGCAGCCGGCUUGCGGCCUCCCCCCUGCCGCCGAUGUGCGCCCCGGAGGGUACUCGGACCAAAUCCGGUUUGAUUCUGCCGGAACUGAAGAAGGGCAUGUUUCACGUGCGCACCGAGCGGCAGGCCGACAUCCUGCCCAUUUACCUGAAUGGCAACUUUGAGGUGUGGCCGCCCACGUCAAUAGUCCCCACAUUCGGCCGCGUUGUGGUUCAGGUUUUGCCAGUGCUCUCCGUUUCGGCCGAGGAAGAUCUGGACACGACGCGGACCAAAGUGCGCAAAGUGUUUCUCCGCGCGGCGGCGCGGCGGGCCGAGCUAGCGACGAAUUCCAUGUCUCUGCGAUUUUUGCUGAGGCACUUCUUCGUCUGGUUGCCUUUCUGGCUGGUGUCCUUUUUUGUCACGUGGAAAAUGUUGGAACAGAUGUUUGAACAGGGUUACUGGUGCUUCAUACACUAUCUCUGAUGAACAAUCUCAGUAGAACGGAGCGAGACUGCUUAAAACUUGAAUCACGUCGUGCUGGUGCAGGCACAAAAUCAAAAACAACACGAAGGAUAGGACGACUUUUGUUUUGUUUUUAGCGCUAAGGCUAGGCAUGGCAUCACUGCGCCGACCUCCAGACCGUUUUUGUUCGCUCUAGGAGAGUGUUGUGUGCAAGAACUACAAUUCCA